AUGCCUUCGUACCUAAUCACCGGCGCCUCGCGAGGCCUUGGCUAUGAGUUUUUACGUCAAAUUUCUGAGAACCCGAGAAACACUGUUGUUGGCCUUGUUCGCAAUAAAUUUGAGACUGAGGCCAAGGUCAACGCACUUAACCGUUCCAAUAUCCAUAUCGUUCAAGGUGAUCUUGAGGACUUGGACUCACUCAAGAAAUCCGUUGACCAAGUGUCGGGAAUUGUGAAAGGGUCUCUAGAUUACCUCAUUGCAAACGCCGGUUACAUUUCUUCGUGGUCUGCCUAUGAUAACCUCAGUACACUCGGCGAUGACCCCAAGAGGCUCGAAGAAGACUUAUUGAAAUGCUUUCGCAUUAACACGAUUGGCAACAUCCACCUCAUCAACCUAUACUUGCCCCUAGUACUGAAGGGCGACGUGAAGAAAGUGAUUGUCCUUUCAUCGGGAUUCGCCGACGACGAACUUACCACCAAAUUCAACAUCGGCGAAGCAGGUCCAUACACCAUCAGCAAGUCGGCUAUGAAUACUGCCGUGGCCAAGUACAGCGCCGAGUAUGCAGAGCAAGGCGUUCUAUUCCUAUCUAUUGCUCCAGGAGCCGUUGAAGUUGGACAGGACGCAGGAAUUACCGAGGAACAAAUCCCCAAGGCGAUGGCUCUAGGCGGGAAGUUUGCGGGUUAUGCGCCUCAUUUCAAAGGCCGUACUAUGCCAGAAGAGUCAAUCAAGGACAUGCUGUCUGUCAUUAACAAGGCAAGCCUCAAAGACGGAUAUGGUGGUUCAUUCAUUUCGCACAAGGGAAACAAGCAGUGGCUUUGA
Molecule: messenger RNA, 810 nt
Organism: Clonostachys byssicola
Lineage: Eukaryota; Fungi; Ascomycota; Sordariomycetes; Hypocreales; Bionectriaceae
Source: the annotation of a GenBank genome assembly